Molecule: messenger RNA, 903 nt
Organism: Polychytrium aggregatum
Lineage: Eukaryota; Fungi; Chytridiomycota; Chytridiomycetes; Polychytriales
Exons: 3
Coding region: 19-903 (294 amino acids)
Source: RefSeq, a predicted model, not a curated record
CCGGGGGCUGGCAAUGUAAUGGGCUGUCUGGCCAUGGGCUGCCUGUGUCGCUCCAACAUGUCCGACACCAUGACACAGCAGCGCAUCACACAGCGCAGGACUUGCAUCCCUCCAGGCGAGGCGACCAGCAACGACCGGCAGCGACCCCGGCAGCAAUCGCAGCAUCGGCAUCGGCAUCAGCAGCAGCUUGGCUCGGACAUGACACGCCAGCACUCCACGCAGCCCGGCGUGCGGGUGGGCGAUGGCGAAAUCGCCUUAUUGGCCCGUUGCUCAACAAGACGGCCUCCUCCACCCGCCGCCACCACCCAGGCGCGCAGAUGGACGCUGCAGCCCGUGUGGGGCCAGCAAGGGCCCCCCUCUCUCCGCGACGCGGAACGAGACCCGCCGGCCCACCGAACGCACUCGGCCAAGAGGACAACGGACCACGUGGUCACCGCGGAUCGCCUCCGCCAGGGUGCGGGCGACCCUGGCCUUGCCGCCCCGGCUUCUGAGUGGGCGCCGCUGUUGGCACGAAACUUUGGUGAGCGGGCCAGCAAGGCAGCCGGCACCGCCCCGCACUCCACCAAUCGGCGUCGCGCUGCUGGCUCGUGCGACGCCGGGGGUCGCAGCGGCAGCCAGCUGUCGCGGCCGUCCGUGUACACAUGGGCCAGCCAGCAAGAGGGCAUUGCUGCACGACAUGCUGCGAUUGGUGCAUUGGUGCUGCCCCUUGUUGCCACAAGGGGGAGGGAGUGCGCCCGAUCCUGUCGAAUAACAUUGCCUGUCACGGACCGGGUCAAGAGGGGCAAACAAUUGCGCAAGGAGCAAGUCUGGUCUCGGCAGUCUCGCUGGGUUGUGGAUGCGCCUCCUCCUCGCCGAGGCCAUAACACGCUGUCCAAGCCGCUGUACCUCGUGGGUGGGCAGUAA